GGGCAGCCAUAUUUGAUUCGAUUAUCUCGGCUCGGAGUAGUAGCUAGCCAGUUGCAGUUGUUCUGAAAAAAAUCGUUGCUGGAUUAUAUUACACACAUUUUCCACGACAAAUGAUAGCAAUCUUUUAAAGAAUAACUGCUUAACGUUACCGUGCUUAGUCAACGAUGAAUCCCGAAUAUGAUUAUUUAUUCAAGCUGCUUCUGAUUGGCGACUCUGGCGUUGGAAAAUCUUGCCUCCUCCUCCGAUUUGCAGACGACACAUACACAGAGAGCUAUAUUAGCACUAUUGGAGUGGACUUCAAAAUUAGGACCAUAGAAUUAGAUGGAAAGACCAUAAAACUUCAGAUUUGGGACACAGCUGGACAGGAACGGUUCCGGACAAUUACAUCCAGUUACUACAGAGGAGCGCAUGGCAUUAUUGUAGUGUACGACGUCACAGACCAGGAAUCCUUCAAUAACGUGAAACAGUGGCUACAGGAGAUUGACCGUUAUGCCAGUGAAAACGUGAACAAGCUGUUAGUAGGCAACAAAUGUGACCUGACGACAAAGAAACUGGUGGACUACACAACGGCCAAGGAAUUUGCUGACAAUUUAGGGAUCCCCUUCUUGGAAGCCAGCGCCAAGAGUGCCACCAACGUGGAGCAGGCCUUCAUGACCAUGGCAGCUGAGAUCAAGAAGAGAAUGGGCCCUGGGGCCACAGCCGGAGGUUCGGACAAGUCCAACGUCAAGAUCCAGAGCACGCCAGUCAAGACCUCCUCUGGAGGCUGCUGCUGAGGCCCCUCAGCCCCCCAAACGCCAUCCACCCAGACCCCUACCUACUAAUCUCAAAAGUUACCAUGCUCCACAGGGAUAGAGAAAGAAAGAGAAAGAAAGAGAAAUGGGGAGAGAGAGUGACAGAGAGGGAAGACAGUGGCCUGGAUUGUGUGUGCAGUUGCAAUACCAGAAAUGUCCCCCCACCAAGGUCCGCAAUAGGAUGGUAAGCCCAUCCACACCCACAGAAACACACUAACAUAAGGUGGGAUAUUUUUUACGUAUUACCAAAACAUACCUAUACAAAUUAAGAUGUGGCAACUUAUCCAGACAUUUUUAAACAAGGCGCAAGGUGAUAAUUAUGAAUGAGAGGAAUAUGAAUAAACCUUGUCCAACUCUUUACUCCAGGUCUGCUAGUUAAUAAUACAUUUUUCUACGAUGGUUUUGUUCUCUUUAUUUUACUGUGGAUAUCAGCAUGACUUUGGCCUGAUCUCCUCAAAAAUGAUUUAGGAAGCACUCCUAAUGAAGCACAUGUUUUAAAGAGCUUUAUAUGCAUGUUGGCAGAACUGAUUACUUUACCCACAAUGCAUCUGGAAUGCACUCUUCAUGACUUAGCACGUCUGCUCACUGUAAUCAACGCAAAUUAUUUAGAGGAAAUAUCAUUCGAUGUCACGUGGUCCAACUUCAUAAUGUUGCCCCAAAUAAUUUGCCAGCUCCUUUAUGGCAGGAUGUAUAUAUGAAAUGCUUUUGGCACACUGCGUUGUUGGCAUGUCCUUCCAGCCCUAGAGACCCUUUGUAUGCCCAUAAUGGUUGUAUGCCCAAGCUCUUAUCUCUUAUUUGGGUUUAGUCUAAUGAAUUUUGUAUGACACUAUCAUUAGUUAACAUUCCUGUACAGAGUAAUUGUUCUGCUGACAUACAUAAUGCCACAUGGACACAUGCUACAUUGAAAGUGUCAUUGUUUUUCCUCUGCCAGUCUCUCAACCAACAGCACAAAGUUUCACCAAACACUGAAAUAAUUCUACCAACUGUAUAUAUUUAUACAUAUGUAAGAAUACAUAUGAUUAGCUAAACCAGUAGAGAAGCAAGUGCAAUAUGACAUCAUGAAAAGUAGCUGAACAUUUUAAUUUCGGCAUGUGAUUUGUGGCUGAGGACUUGACAUUUUUGUGGCACAAUGUCUACUAUUAAACAAUGAAGGAGAUUCUUUAAUAAA
This is a messenger RNA of Oncorhynchus nerka (sockeye salmon), 1959 nucleotides long. RefSeq names its product ras-related protein ORAB-1-like. Gene Ontology annotation, biological process: vesicle-mediated transport. The transcript has 6 exons. Gene Ontology annotation, molecular function: GTP binding; GTPase activity. Bases 165 to 773 code for a protein of 202 amino acids. The record is from RefSeq and is a predicted model, not a curated record. Lineage: Eukaryota; Metazoa; Chordata; Actinopteri; Salmoniformes; Salmonidae.